GCGGACGUGCGACUUGCAAAUCGGGUAGGAGCUACUAAUCGAGCAGUGAUAUUGACACAGCUUUGCAGAUAAGUACUCAGCUUUUGGUUGACUUACCGAGCAGGCGUGUGAUAAAGGGAUAUCUUGUUGAACUAUUAAUCCGUUCGAAAGAAAACAUCUGGUUGCACACUCUAUGUUCAGAAAUAGUUGUCAAUUCAGUGAAUGAACUGUCUGCAUAUACGUCCACACAUUUGAUCUGUGAUUCUGGUUUUUCUGCCUGCUCAGAUAAUUGUAUUGAAUUAGAAAAAAACAAAUUUAUUAAAAUGUAUGUAGCCCGUGGGGCUGUGUAAGUGUUUAGUUUAUUAUGCUAAUGGUGGGUGUGGAGGCGUGCGGGUAUAAAAGGGUCAGGAACCAAUAGUUUGGGUAGGUUUCGGGGGGGUCGGAAACAGUGACGGUCGACUGGUUCCUGUUUGUGCGAGAGCACCUCUCAGCCUUGCAUGAACUGCCAUGUGUGCCUGUUGGAUGAAAUAAAGAUUUAUUGUAAAAGACUUUUGAAGGCAACAAUGAUGAUCCUGUUGGUCAAGGCUGCACACACACCCCUGGCCCUCCAGAUGGCCACACCAAAAGCAAGCGCUAGACCGUUUUGGAGUUGGUUGAAUGCCGUUUUCAACAAAGUGGAUUAUGAUCGAAUUAAGAAAGUGGGUCCAGACCGUGCAGCAUCAGAAUGGCUAUUGCGAUGUGGAGCUAAAGUGAGGUAUCAGGGCUUUGAUCGCUGGCAGCAGGACUACAAUGGGUUGCCCACUGGCCCUUUGGGCAGAUACAAGAUUGAGGCCAUUGAUGCUACAGAGUCUUGUAUCAUGUACCGGGGAUUUGACCAUUUGGAUGGUCUGAAAUACUUAGAGGAGAUACGGUUUAACAAGUGUGUUUAUAUAGAAGAUACUUGUUUAGAGAGACUGAGCAAAAUUGAAAACCUACAGUGCAGUCUACGUAAAAUGGAGCUCAUCUCCUGUGGCAAUGUGACUGACAGAGGCAUCAUUGCCCUGCACAAACUCAGAAACCUGGAGCACCUGUUUCUCCAGGACCUUCCAGGGGUGAAGGAGAAGAUGACCAUAAGGACACUGCACACAGCCCUUCCCAAGUUGACUAUUAUGGAGGAACUGUUGUGAUCUUUCAGUGUAAUCAGUUUUUAAGCUGAAACACUUUUCUGAAGUAUAUGAAAGUAUAACAAAAUGUAGAAACUAUGUAAUUCACUUAAGGAAGGAGGGAAAGGAUUCACUUAUGGGAAAGGAUGGAACAAGUGACAGCAGUCAAGAAAAUCUUUUUGUCAGUAUUAUAUUGCUUUUUCAGAUCAGGGUAAAAAGACUUCACUGUCUAGUUUCAAAGCUGUCCAUAAAAAAAUGUGUUGUAAAUGUGAAUGAUUUGAAUUUACUUAAACCAAGAUUUAAAUGAUACAUUAAUUUGAGAACUUAUUUUGUGUAUAGCCAUGGUGUGAGCAGGUUUCUGAGUUACAAUGUGCACCGAGUAAACUUUAAACAGUUUACUAAGAACAAAGGUGCAGUGCUGUGUAAUGUUGUAGGCCUGUAGACCAUAUGUUUCCUAGCCAUUGUCACAGACCAUUUUUAUUUACUCUAAUACACAUAAUCAUAGUGUCUUUGUAAAGGAAUUCCUCUGAUGAAAACCUGAAAUUCCAAUACAAUUCAGUUAAAAUGUUUGGUAAAGUUAACAAGGCAAUAUUCAUAAUUUUCCCAGUAUGCUGCUACUGAUAGAGCAGAGAAUUGCUGGAAACACAAAUCCUAAGAAAACAGGCAUAUUAUUCUGACAGAGAGUAUUUUCUGUAAAUAAGAACAACUUGAUCCAUGAUUAAACCAUGUAAACUUCUAGUAAGAA
Molecule: messenger RNA, 1866 nt
Organism: Paramormyrops kingsleyae
Lineage: Eukaryota; Metazoa; Chordata; Actinopteri; Osteoglossiformes; Mormyridae
Gene: dmac2l
Product: distal membrane arm assembly component 2 like
Source: RefSeq, a predicted model, not a curated record